AUGGAUGAUGAAGAUAUGAGUUGUACAUCGAAUGAUGAUGAUGAUUAUGAUUGUUGUGAUGGUGAGUUGCAUUUUUGAACUUUGAAAUUUUGGCCCGAAAUGUCCUUGUGAAGACUGAAGAAAAAAUAUUGAUUUUCCAAUUUUAUGAAAGGUUGCAGCCACGAAGUUUAAUUCUGUUUGUUUAAAAUACACGUUUCAUGGUCUGGAACUUUUUUCGAGAAACAAGAUUUUUUUAGUUCAUAAGAAAUAGUUCAACCUCAUUUUUAUGAUUCAAAGUACAAAGAAAAAUUUUUCAACGUUCAUAACGGAUAUCUAUAAUUAAAUAUCUUGUUUCUGAAAGGACUUUUUCAACUUUAAAUACAACAAAAAGUAUCAUCUUCAAAACUUACCAGAAAAAUACUAAAAUUUUUCAGAUGACUAUUACAAUGAUUGUGACGUAGAUGCGACGGAUGACGUGGCAGUUACAUCAACUCAUUCCGAAGAAGCUGAAUUUGAAUGUUUGAAUGUUGCACAAGUGGAAAAAGUGUUUGUGGAAAGUGUGAAAACAUUAAUGUUGAGAUUGAAUAUUGGAGAUAAAGUUGCCAAAUUAUUGUUGGUUGCCAAUUCGUGGGAUAUUGAAUAUGUAAGAUAUCUUGGGGGGUUUUGAGAAAAUUCUGAAAUUAAAAAAAAGAAAAACAUACGUGAGAUUUUUUCGUCAAUACGUGAAUGAAUUUUAUUUUCAAAAAAAAAACUACAUUUCUAAUUUUAAAAAUGACAAAAAUCGUGAGUUCCCACGAUUUGUUAAUCUAGCAAUAAAAGUUGUGUGAGAAAUGUGAGGUUUUUUAGUCUUUUUUCUAAAUUGCUUCAAAAUUUUGAAACUUGUUUCGAUGUUCAAAAAUAUGAUAUUUUUAAAUUAAUGUUCUUCUAUUUUUCUGAGAAACAUUUUUGAUUAGCUUGAAGCAAAAUUUCAGCUGUUCUCUGAAUUUUGAAUCUUAUAGAUCAAUAUUAAAGAAUUUCGGUUUCCAAAAUCUUUUGUUGAAAUUUGGAAUUUUGGAGCCGAAAAAUUACAGCUCGACUUUUUUUCAAAAUAAUAAAGUGAAUUUGAAUUUUUAAAUAAAUUUCAAUUUUUUUAAUCGGAGGUUUUGGCACAAAAAAUCACCCGAAAUUUGCAUAUUUAAUUUUAUCUCGCGUUAUUUUUUUGGAAUCAAAAGCGCAAGAAUUGAAUUAUCCACAAACAAAUUCAAAAACCUGAUUACUAAAUUCUCCCCAAAUUCCAAUAUUUUUUUCAGAUUGUAAGUAUGUAUCGUAUGAAUCGAUAUGAUCUUUUCCGUCAAAGUCAUAUGGCUGCAAAAUCCGACGUGGCAUAUGAAAAACCAAAAAAUGGAUAUUGUUCAGUUUGUGCAAUUGAUGGCUAUGAAUCUCUCGCUUCGUUACAAUGCGGUCAUUGUUUUUGUGAACAAUGUUGGAAUUGUCAUAUUGAAUCGAGAUUAUCUGAAGGUGUUGCAACACGAAUAGAAUGUAUGGAAUCUGAAUGUGGAGUUUAUUGUCCACCUGACUUUGUUUAUGAAAUUUUGGAGAAAGGACCAUUGAGAGCCAAAUAUGAUCGAUUUUUGUUUAGAGAUUUGGUUUUGUCGCAUCGCGAAUUGAAGUUUUGUGUUGGAAAAGAUUGUCAGGUUGGUUUUUUGAAGGACUUGUGCUAAAUCAAUGAUUUUUCGGUGCCUAACAAUAAAAUUCAAAAUUUUAACAAUGUUCGUUAUGUGCCUAUGCAGAAUGAUAUUUUGUAAUAAAAAAAAAUAUUUUUCCUAUGCAGAAAAACGUCGAAAAAACAAAAUAUACAGUUUACUAUUUUUGAGUAGAGACAAUGUGAAAGUGAGAGAGUGCAGACAGUUUUUUGUAUUUUUUGUGCGAGAAAUCAAUUUGUCUGUCUGCACUCUCUCAAUUUCACAUUGUCUCUACUCAAAAAUAAUAAACUGUAUAUUUUGUUUUUUCGACGUUUUUCUGCAUAGGAAAAAUAUGUUUUUUUAUUACAAAAUAUCAUUCUGCAUAGGCCCAUUAGGUGCCAGUUUUGGCGACAAAAUUUGAAUUUUUUGAAGUUUCAGAAAAUUUUUACAAACCGAUAUUCUUCAAAGUUUAAGCAGCAAACUGAAAUUUGGCAUAUUUUCAGGUUGUGAUUCGUUCGAACGAAGACAAACCAAAACGUGUCACUUGUGAAUCUUGUCACACGGCAUUUUGUGUGAAAUGUGGUGUCGAUUAUCAUGCUCCAACAUCUUGUGAUACAAUAAAACAAUGGUUGACAAAAUGCGCGGAUGAUAGUGAGACAGCAAAUUAUAUUAGUGCACACACAAAAGAUUGUCCACAAUGUCAUAGUUGUAUUGAAAAAGCUGGAGGGUUAGUUUACUUUUUGUGUCGAAAAAAUUUCAAGAUUUUAUACGUUUCAAAAUAUGGGUUUGGGUUUUGAAUUAUUUUUCCGAAUUUGAUGAUUUAAGGAUUUGUCUGAAAUUAAAAUAGUGAUUUCCAACAGUUGAAAACUAAACUGUUCAGAGUGGAUUUUAUCAAAAUUUGUGAUCUGUUUUUAAGAAGCUACGAAAAAUAAUAAUAAUAAUGAGUUUAUCUCAAAUAUGGCAUCUAAAUAAUUUGAUUUCCAAGGAUUAGUGCAUACGAAGACUACAUAGUUCUGAAUCUUUUAGAGUCCAAUAAUCGCCUAAAAAUCCCAGUUUCAAAGAUUAGAGUUGUUUUCAAAAUUUCUCUGAAAAAAAAACUACAAAAAUAAUUUUGUCUUUACAAAAGGCUUGAACAAAAAUUCUGGUUUUUUACGUUUCAAAAUAUAGUUAAACAUCACACAUUUCUAAGUUUUUUUAAUAAAAAUACUGGUGAUUCAUCCAAUUUUGUAUUAUUUUCCAGUUGCAAUCACAUUCAAUGUACUCGAUGUAGAUAUCAUUUUUGUUGGAUGUGUUUUGGUGAUUGGAAAACGCAUGGAAGUGAAUAUUAUGAAUGUAGUCGAUAUAAAGAGAAUCCAUCUGUUGCUGCCGAAGCAAAUCAUGUAAAAGCUCGUCGAGCACUCGAAAAAUAUUUGCAUUAUUUUGAACGAUUUGAGAAUCAUUCGAAAUCAUUGAAAAUGGAAGAACAAUUGAGGGAUAAGAUUAGAAAAAAGAUUGAGGAUAAGGUGAGUCUGUUUUUUUUGGGAGAAUCGGAGAGGUAGUAAGUUUUUUCCAAAACGAAGUUCUAAAUUGAAUUUUUCAAGCCCGGACUUAUUUCAAAAUCAAAUUUCGUUUUUCGUAUGUUGUUUUUUGCAUCAAAAUUCGGAAUUAUAGCCGAAUUUCUGAUAUUUCCACAAAAACAAAAUGAAUCUAUUUUCUUUAUUUUUUCGAAAAAUGAAUCAAUAUGAAAAAAUAAGACUAUUUUUUCCUUAAAUGUUAACACAAUAACCAAUCAAUUUUUGAAAAAAAUGAUAAAAAAUUAAAAAGUUUUGAAACGCAAUUUGUUUUCUUCCAGGUAAAUGAACACAAUGGUACAUGGAUUGAUUGGCAAUAUUUGCAUUCUUCAGUUUCACUUUUGACAAAAUGUCGAUAUACAUUACAGUAUACUUAUCCAUUUGCUUAUUAUAUGCAAUCAGGUCCAAGAAAACAAUUGGUUAGUUCUUUCUUUUUUUGGAAAAAAUCUUGGCGCGAAUUCCGCUCCCUUGAAAUUCAACAAAUAUUCCCUCAAGUUCCUCUCUUCUCACACAAAUCACCAACUGUGCGUCCUUUCCUUUUGUUUCCAUUUUUUCGCACACCUGCGCGAGAAAUUUGAAGUAUUAGACACAUUUUUAUAAAAACAUAUUUAUAUACAAACUUGUUAACUUGUUGACAUGAGUUUUAAAGUGGAAAAUAGGAAAAUGAUUUAGAUAAACAGGAAGAACCCUUGAAUUUUUAUAUUAUUUGAAAAAUAUAAUAGUAAUAAUAAUGAUGGUGAAAGUGUGAUCCGCUGAUCCGAUUUUUGAGAGAUUAGCCGAAAAUCUGACUACGGUAGUCCGUAGGAAGAGGUCAAAGUACGGUAAUCUGGAGAAUUGGAAGUAUGGAUGGUUCAAGGAUCAGCUCCUAGAGUUAUCAAGUGUUCGCGUCUAUAAUACUUAGUUGUGUAGGACCCACAUCUAGAUAUCCACUUUGACAAGGAGACGCGCCUUCAGAAAUUCUAUGUCAAAAAACCUUUUCUAAAGAGCUUAGUUUUGAAGGAGCCGCGCCUAGAAACCAAUUUUAAUUCUAAAAAUCGAAAACUUUACGCGAAUUUGAGAAAAAAAGCAUUUUUGAAAGGCACAAGAAAAACUGGAAAAAACAGUGUUCCCGCAUUUAUUUUCAAAUGACAAAAACAGCAUGUGCGCUCUAUCGCUUCUUUGUGUGCAAACACUUUCGAAAAUCCCGUCGGCUGAGCGAUUUCAAAAACAAUUAUUUUAUUUUUUUUACUUUUGCUAGACUCAAAAUUUUUUUUUUGAUUUUUAUGAAUUUCGAUUACUUUCGAUUACUUUUAAUAAAAGUUUUCCCUUCAAAAUAUGUUUUGAUUGAGAAUGGUUGAGAAUGAAUAACAAACUCAUUUUCUGUUCAUUUCUAGCGGAUUGUGUGUCUUUACGUUUUCUAAAAGCUUACGUUUUCCAUCUAACUAAUUAUUUCUUACAGUUUGAAUAUCAACAAGCUCAACUCGAAAAAGAAGUGGAAGAAUUGGCAUGGGCUGUCGAAAGAGCUGAUGCAACUGCUCGCGGAGCCCUUGAAGCUCAUAUGCAUCGCGCAGAACACAAACGACAAACUUUGCUUCACGAUUUCUUCUUUUAA
This is a messenger RNA of Caenorhabditis angaria, 4781 nucleotides long. NCBI's taxonomy places the organism in Eukaryota, Metazoa, Nematoda, Chromadorea, Rhabditida, Rhabditidae. The record is from the annotation of a GenBank genome assembly.